Molecule: messenger RNA, 756 nt
Organism: Haemonchus placei
Lineage: Eukaryota; Metazoa; Nematoda; Chromadorea; Rhabditida; Trichostrongylidae
Source: the annotation of a GenBank genome assembly
CAAUCAUUUAUUGACAUACCGGUAAUCAUGAGAGUAAGUACCGGUGACUCCAACUCGUCCAUGCAAAUUUUUCUACAGAAAUUAAUUGCUUUUCAGACAGCACGCCAUCACCCACAUCUGAAGGUCCUGUUUGCCAUAGGUGGCUGGGAAAAUUCACAAUAUUUCUCGCUACUCACUGCGGAUCAUCCUCGAAGGACGAUUUUGAUCAACAAAAUUGUCGACGUCGUUCUAAAAUAUGGAUUCGAUGGAGUCGAUUUGGAUUGGGAAUAUCCUGUGACAGGAGGAUCUGUUGAAGGCACUCCGGCCGAUCGGAGGAACUAUGUGCACCUGAUGAGGGAACUACGAAACAGAUUCAGAGAACUCGAGGAACAGAACAACAAACGGACAGGAUAUCUGAUCUCAUUUGCGGGAGCUGCCGGUCAUUGGGUGCUAAAACCUGGCUACGACCUCGUUCAGCUGGUUAAAUAUGCUGAUUUCGUGAACGUAAUGUCAUACGACUAUUUCGGUGCAUGGCAAUCGAAAUGGGGUGCAUUCACCGGUCCACCAGCACCACUUCAUUUCGCUACACCACCAAAAUUCUCUGGCCGAAUGAAUGUGCAUGCUACCAUGAAGUACUACAGUUGCCAAAUCAAAGCCACUAACAAGGUAUGUACUUUUUCUGAAAAAAAAAAUCUGAACAGCCGUAAAUCAGGUACUGCUUUGUCUGCACAUCUCUUCCUUCUCGGCCUAGUUAGAAGAAGUUUGAAUCAGCUCCCC